This is a messenger RNA of Teleopsis dalmanni, 2667 nucleotides long. RefSeq lists its product as uncharacterized. NCBI's taxonomy places the organism in Eukaryota, Metazoa, Arthropoda, Insecta, Diptera, Diopsidae. Gene Ontology annotation, biological process: regulation of cell shape; cell migration; cortical actin cytoskeleton organization. Gene Ontology annotation, molecular function: actin filament binding; small GTPase binding. The transcript is spliced from 9 exons. The record is from RefSeq and is a predicted model, not a curated record. The coding region runs from base 59 to 2641 and encodes 860 amino acids. Gene Ontology annotation, cellular component: cytosol.
AAAAGAUUGUAAAAUGAAGGUGCUAAGACAGGUAUCAUCGUAAUGAUAUCCGACUGAAAUGUGUCUACAAUUUUACACGAAUGAUUUUUCCACAUAUUACCACGGCUAUCAGAUGGCACCAAGCGUUUGUCAAAACUCACCGAAACUACCGCCGCACUCUACUACAAAAACAACAUCGGUUACUCAGAAAAGUAAUUGUGGUACCAAUAGUAUAAAUGGUUCGAUGGCUUCAUAUAAAAUGACGAGUUCCGAAAAUAGUUGGUCCCAGGCUUUACAUAGUAAGGAAAACCAGCGGCCGCCUGUUUACAAUCCAGAGGAUUAUGUGCAAUCAUUAAAAAAAUUUGGCAAAAGACAAAGCGGUAAAAACCCACGAUCCAUAUAUGACACUCACGACACUAAAAAUGCGAAUAGUGCAAAUAAUACAGAUGACGCUUAUAGGUCAUCCACAUUACCCAAUAAACACUCAGAGUACAAAAGUCCCAUACCAACCCCACCCGAAAGUGACAGUGAAAUGUCUUUAAGACAAUUCAGUUCAGUUACAGAUUUAUUAACAAAAUUACGCGCUGAUUUAAGAGUUUCAUUUCCAAGUUUCGUGCAGGAGUUUGUGGCUACACCCUCAGAUGGAGUCAGCUUACUUUUAGAAGUGUUAAGAGCCAUACAAUUAUCACAAGCUGCUAAUUCUCCAAUGCCUGCUGCUCAAAUGACCAACUCCAUGCCACGUAAUACGCAGUCUUACCAACGCCGAGCUUUACUCGAUGAAUUAGCUUGUUUACAAUGCAUCAGUUUAUGUUGUUCCCGUUCGGUGGAAGCCACAGCUCGUUUAGGAACAACACCCAUUGGACUUAUGCCCUUAGCUUCCUCAGCUACUGGUCAGGGAAUACGUGCACGCAUAUUGGCUAUGCAACUCAUGACAGCUGCUUGUGACAAAAAUACUUUGGGACAUAAUUCUCAGAAAAUUGUUAUCGCAGGUCACACAGCCGUUUCGGAGGCUAUGUCAACAUUACGUUUACGAUGCAGUGAACCUGUACGUUUUCGAUUAUUAAUUGGUAUGCUCAAUAGUGGUGGUGGCUCUGGAGAGCUACAAGCUGUUGGUGUUAGAUUUAUUAAUACCUUCCUUGAGAGUGCCGAAAACCUGCAGCAGCGUCUUUAUUUGCAAGCAGAACUUUUUCAAGCAGGUUUCGAACCAUCUACUUUGUCAAAGACAAUUUCAUCCUCAUCACCUUGGUUGGAUAAUUUACGUAAUGAGAUUAAACAUUUUAAUGAGAUCUAUGUGGAUGUAGAUAAAAUGUUGAUGCAAGCACGCGAAGCUGAUCGUGUACGUAGUCAAAUGGUUAUAUUGGAAAGACGAGUUCAGAUACUACAUGAAGAGAAAACUGUUUUGACAUCAAUGGAACGUCGCCUCCAGGAACGUUGUGCAGAACUGCAACGUGAAAUAUUCCGUUUGCAAGGAGCGCAAAAUGACAGCGAUUUGAAAGGUUUAGACAAACAACCUAUUGCUUUACCUCGACAUGUACCACCAUCACAUAGUAAACAAGAUUCAUCUGAACACGAAGAUGAGGGUAUUAGUAGCUCAGAGACAGGACCUUCACUUAGCCCCGUUCCAAUUUUGGUACUACCACAAAAAACGAAUAUAAACAUUUUAAACCAAAAGCACUAUAAAAAGAAAACAACACAAAUGAAAGACGAUGAAACCGCAACCAUAGAAGAUGUUAUGGAAGAAUUGGAUAAUAUAGUAAGCGAAGCAGAAAAGCAAAUGUUAAAGAGUGAUGUUAGUAAAAAAGGAGCAAUUAGAAAAUACACCGAAACGAAAGAGAAAGAUAUUGUACCUGUCAAUAUUGUGCCACAACCACCGCGUAAAGCACGUUCAUUAGCACAUAUAGUCUCACAACCAGGUGGUUCAGAAUUAGACGGUACCGAAUUCGGUUUAUUAUUAGCACAACAACAAACAAAUGGUAAUAUAGCAUUACCACAAGGAACAGGUCUGCGUACAUUCUUUGACGAGACCGAUUAUGAUAUGACAGAAAUCGAUAAACCAUAUCCUAUUGAUAUUGUCGAUAUACCUGAAGUUAAUACAAAUACAGCUGCAUUUAAUAGCAGUACCACGCGAGAAUUACUGGAUGUUAUAAUGAAUGCAAGACACACAGAUGACGAUCCCACAAUUAAAGCUCUACGUGAAGCCAAUGCCACAAAUAAUCAAAACAAUAGCCCACACAAUAAACGCAAUAGUUUUGCAGGCGGUGAGGCAAUUAGUACAGCCCUUGGGGGCUGUAAGAAACUGCAAGCUCCAGCGCAACAGUUUAAUGGUGUAUUUUUUAUGACAGGCAUGAAUACGCCACAGAAAUAUCCAAAACCAGAUUUAACUGCAGCUUUACAAGCUAAACGCGUUUCAAAGAAUGUAGAACGAUUGGAAGCUAUAUUUGCCAGUCAUGACCGCCUCAAUGAGACUAAUGGCUUAAUACCUGCACGUGAAAAGUCUCGCAGCAAUCAACAGAUCUAUUUCGGUAGCAAUCCUACAUUACGCGUCAAUGGUGGUUUCUGCAGUUAUACUAACAAUAUAACCAUCAACAGUAAUAUUACAACGCGAACACGAUCAUAUACGCAGGGUUCCAAGCUGACAGAUCUGCCAUCGGGUCUAUAUUAGUUUUUUAUAUGAGAGAUAUAACUAUA